Rhopilema esculentum is the source of this 447-nucleotide messenger RNA. RefSeq lists its product as uncharacterized. The record is from RefSeq and is a predicted model, not a curated record. Gene Ontology annotation, cellular component: nucleus; autophagosome. Lineage: Eukaryota; Metazoa; Cnidaria; Scyphozoa; Rhizostomeae; Rhizostomatidae. Gene Ontology annotation, biological process: autophagosome assembly; positive regulation of DNA-templated transcription.
AUGGCGACUAAUAUGGAAGAAAGCUGGCUAGUUACACCUCCAUCGUGCUUCAGUGGCAAAUCUAAGAAGCAAGGAAAGGAUUCUUCAGAUUCUCUCGAAAAUUUGCUCAUAGAACAUCCAAGUAUGUCUGUUUACGGACCGCGCUCUGCCGAUAAAGGGCCUUCCCCCGAGCAGCCAGCUGAUGGCUCCAGCGUAGUUGCAAAGCAAAAUGGGGCGGCCCGUCAUGUUGCGCAGGGCAAAGUCUUUCUUUGCCAAUCGCAAAAGGAUAGAGGUCCGCUGAAGAGCUUAGGAUGCAAUUAUGGGAAUUCUCUGGCAUAUACCAAGUCGAGAAAAGGUAGUAAAAGAUCAAAUCACACGCAUCAACGCGCUCUUCACGGUCGCCAUUAUAAAAAGUUGAAUCGUAAAGACGGAAAACAUGUAGGAAUGGUUGGGAAGCGUGCGGCAUGA